AUGCCUCCGGAACUGUCGAAAGAGGAGUCAUCUUCUUCGAGUCCGACCUCAGAAACUGCCCAUUCCUCGAGUAAUUCUGUCCAAACAAGUCUAGACCGUGCACAUGUCAAUGAACCCAAAAAUGCUGGCUCAGGAACAGAUUCUCCAUCAGAAGCUCAAAAUCUGUUUCAAAGCGUGUUGGCUCAAUUCUGGCAAAGAAUCCGAUCACCAGAAGCUACAGAUCAGCCACAGCCGCUGGGACUGGUGGUCAUUAUGGGCUCCUCCUACCAGGGUACGUUGACUCUGCCACAUAUCACUGAGGCUAUCCAGAGACGGAUUUGGUUCACAUACAGAACAGGUUUCGAGCCUAUCCCGAAGGCAGAAGAUGGGCCCAGUCCACUUUCAUUCAUUGGGUCCAUGAUUGUGCAUGGAGCAAACCCACACGGAACCAUUUCUGGGUUAUUUGACAACUCUAACUUCACCUCUGACGUUGGCUGGGGGUGUAUGAUACGAACGGCUCAAUGCUUGCUUGCCAAUACGCUUCAGACUGUGCUAGUGAAAGGUGCCGUGAAGGAGGGCAAAAUGCCCGAUUGGAAUGCUGUAAACUCCCAUGUGAUCUCCUUGUUUAAAGAUACCUACAAGACCCCGUACUCUUUGCACAACUUUGUCAGGGUUGCCUCGCAUCUGCCAUUGAAGGUGAAGCCAGGGCAGUGGUUCGGUCCCAGCGCUGCAUCAUUAUCAAUCAAACGACUCUCUUGCGCAGCAAACCAGAGAGGCAAUAUUUCCCCGGAAUUGAGUGUCAUGAUUUGCGAGAGCUGUGAUCUACAUGAUGACGAAGUUAAGCACGUGUUUGAGCAAAGCGGAAGACCACUUCUUUUGCUCUUCCCCAUACGACUCGGUAUUGAGACCAUAAACUCAAUCUACUAUCCCAGCUUGUUCCAGCUCCUAUCCCUUCGCAAUUCUAUGGGUAUCGCCGGAGGAAAACCGUCCUCCAGCUUCUAUUUUUUUGGUUACCAAGACCAACUGCUUCUAUACUUGGACCCUCACACUUCACAGCAUAUCGAUCAAACUAAUGGCUCAUAUAAGCCCGCCACUUGCAGCACAGUACACAUAUCAGGGCUAGACCCUUCCAUGGUUGUUGGUCUUCUUGUUGAAUCUUAUCAGGACUAUGAGGAGCUCAAAGCAAAACUCAAGGAUGCCAAUAAAAUAGUUCACUUUCAUGAACGUGCACCUGCAAGAAAGUCCGCCUCAGUGCCCGUGCAAGACAGAAGUAUGGAACAUGUGGAAUCAGAACGCGACAGCAUAGAAGAUUUGGGUGAUUUUGUUGAUCUUGGAGAUGAUAUUGCUGACCCAAUUUCUGAAGCAGAGUUUGGCAAUGAUUCCUUUGAUCCUUCUAGCUCAUUUGUUGCAAAAUAUGAUGUUGUCGAUGGUCCGUCCCCAGUAACAGUUCUUGAUGACGAGGAAGAGGCGUAA
This is a messenger RNA of Candidozyma auris, 1452 nucleotides long. Its product is annotated as cysteine protease ATG4. The record is from RefSeq and is a predicted model, not a curated record. NCBI's taxonomy places the organism in Eukaryota, Fungi, Ascomycota, Pichiomycetes, Serinales, Metschnikowiaceae. Gene Ontology annotation, molecular function: protein-phosphatidylethanolamide deconjugating activity. The transcript has a single exon. The coding region runs from base 1 to 1452 and encodes 483 amino acids.